This is a messenger RNA of Zasmidium cellare ATCC 36951, 729 nucleotides long. RefSeq lists its product as uncharacterized. The transcript is spliced from 4 exons. NCBI's taxonomy places the organism in Eukaryota, Fungi, Ascomycota, Dothideomycetes, Mycosphaerellales, Mycosphaerellaceae. The record is from RefSeq and is a predicted model, not a curated record. Bases 1 to 729 code for a protein of 242 amino acids.
AUGAAGAGUUUCACCACCUUGCUCGCUGCAGUAGCAGCCCUCCUGCCAUACUCUCUCGCCGACGCCGUCCCCUGGGAACGCCUCAACAAAAACGACUCCCUCUUCGUGAUACUCGACCUCCAAGUCGGCCUCUACAGCCUCGCCCGCGACUUCGACGCCACGCUCUACUACAACAACAUUAUCGCCCACGCGGCCAUCGGCCAGCUCUUCGACAUCCCCGUCGUGCUGACGACCUCCGCGGAAACCGGCGCCAAUGGACCUUUGCCGAAAGCGAUUCUGGAGAUGUAUCCGGAUGCGCCGUUGAUUCAACGUCAAGGGGAGGUGAAUGCGUGGGAUAAUCCGGCGUUUCGGGAGGCGGUCAGGGCGUCGGGGAAGAAGCAGAUUAUUAUGGCGGGGAUUGUGACGGAUGUUUGCACCACUUUCUGCGCGCUGUCCCUCAGGGCUGAAGGCUACAGCGUUUGGGCGAAUGUCGAAGCUUCGGGCACGACGACUGAGUUCAUUCGGGAUGUCUCCAAUGAUCGCAUGGCCAACGCCGGCGUCCAACUCGUCAGCCUCUUCAGCAUCAUCUGUGACUUGAUGCGAGACUGGAGACACACGCCAGGAACGCCCACGGUCCUGCCUUGGUUGGCGAAGUACUAUCCAGUCUAUGGUGUGUUGGCCGAAGCGCAUGGUGGUGCUGUGCUGAAUGGGACUAUCUCGGAGGGCGAGGCGGUACUGUUGCCUUAUUAG